This is a messenger RNA of Drosophila sechellia, 973 nucleotides long. RefSeq lists its product as uncharacterized. The transcript has 3 exons. The record is from RefSeq and is a predicted model, not a curated record. Gene Ontology annotation, biological process: regulation of synaptic transmission, cholinergic; sleep; positive regulation of voltage-gated potassium channel activity. NCBI's taxonomy places the organism in Eukaryota, Metazoa, Arthropoda, Insecta, Diptera, Drosophilidae. Bases 259 to 765 code for a protein of 168 amino acids.
UUAGUUCAGUCGCGUGUGUGCAUCGCUUCGAGUCGGUGGUCGGUGGACGCUGGACGGUGGUCGUUGGUCGUUGGUCGUUGGUCGGCGGCUUGUGGCUAUAUAGCGCAUCUAUCAUGUGAUUAAAAUCGGUCCGGCAUCCGAGAAGACAACAUCUGUAUUCGCGCACGUAUCGGCAUCGCCAAGCUAUAGCUAUAGCCACACUGACUCACCGCGACCGCCGGACGGACAGUGGAAUCAACUGUUUUCGGGGGCGGUACGAUGGCGAUGAUGGCAGCGCUUGCCUCGCUCUUUCUGCUCGUCACGCUGGCCAGCUCAGCCCGUGCCAUUACCUGCUACGAAUGUGAUUCCGUCAAUAAUCCAGGGUGUGGGGAGCGAUUUGUGGGCGAUGACAUAUCCACGACGGAUUGCGAUGUGGUGGCGAACAUGCGAUCCCUGGGAGCGGAGGCCACUUGCCUCACCAAGUACCACGAGGGAAGUGAGUAUACCGACGCCAGGAGACACGCGCUUCGUGAGGCGCUCCUGCUACUUUUUCGAUGCCUCCCCAACAGGCAUCAGUUGCGACGAUGGACCAGAUCCUGUGGUGCCCUUUAUGAACUUCCUGGGCUGCGCACUCUGCGAUACGGAUUUGUGCAACGCAGCCGCUGGAUUAUCCACAACACCCUUGGUCAUUGUCCUCUCGGUACUCGGACUGCUUGUCCUCCCGGCUACCUAAGGAAAAGGAGUUCCGUGGAACGGCGGCGGUCGUAUUUCAAUGUUUCCUAUUAAAAGUAAUAUACUCCAGUAUUGUAUAAAAGAUUUUUGUUUUCUUGGUCAACUAACUAACCGGACUUAAUAUACUCAUGCAAAGGGCGCAGCAGAAGAGCGACCCAAAGUUUAACCUUAUAUUCUUACUUCUCUAAGGGAAAUUGUUUAAGUUAUAAAAAGCCUACUGAAUAUGUAAUACAUUUACCUUGAAGCCCACAGAAGAAUCAAA